This is a messenger RNA of Homalodisca vitripennis (glassy-winged sharpshooter), 874 nucleotides long. Its product is annotated as symplekin-like. The record is from RefSeq and is a predicted model, not a curated record. Lineage: Eukaryota; Metazoa; Arthropoda; Insecta; Hemiptera; Cicadellidae. Gene Ontology annotation, cellular component: mRNA cleavage and polyadenylation specificity factor complex. The annotation marks the transcript as partial. The transcript is spliced from 5 exons.
AACUUACUCUAACCUAGUAGUGUUAGGCUCAUUUACCUAUAUUCAGUUUAAUGUCUCUAAUAGUAUAAAAUACCAAAUGAUUGUGAAAAUUUAAAAUAAUACGUGUUUUCAAGAUUUGGGAGACGCUAAAAUCCUAUAUUAGUAGAGGAGAUGGUGUUUUAAAAACUAGGUUUAUCAGUCCCAUAAAAUUGUAAUAAUGGCAUUAGAAAAGAGCAGACGUAGCACUGCCGCUCAGUAUUUUAUGGAUGAAGAGGAGGAUGAAAGAAAUCCUAGAUCAACAGCUCAAAAGGUUGUUGAUUGGUUAAACAAAGCUAGUUUAGCGUCUUCCAGCUCCAGGAUAGAACUUCUGAGCAAAGUCCAAGAGGCUAUUGUUCAUAAAGAAGUUGACUUGUUGGAUAAUUUUCUGGAUGAAAUGUUGGCAUUUCUAACUGACAGAAAUGCUGACGUCCGAAAAUUUAUUGUCGGAUUUAUUGAGGAAGCAAGUAAAAAGGAUUGGGAUCUGUUGCCAAGAGUGUUGCCUAGUCUACAAAUGUUACUAACUGACUCCAGCCCCCAAGUCCAGAAACGAGUUAUUCAAGCAUUCAACGUAGUUUAUCGCAACAUACUCGGAUGGGUAGCUAAAGCUACUACUGUUACCGAUGACAUGACAUCUGUGUGGAACAUACAAUCAAAUAUCAAAAAAAUGAUUGUGGAUAUGGUAGACAGUGAGAACGAUGGAAUUCGAACUCAUUCAGUGAAAUUCCUUGAGACGUUAGUCUUACUGCAAACAUACCCGGAAGCAGACAGUUUAAAACGAGAAAAUGACUUUUCACUGGAAGAUAUUCCUCUAGGUUUUAAAGAUAGCAAGACGAAGAAAAUUGGAAGAGGAAGCUCU